AUGGAGGGCAAGCUGGCACCCUGCGUUCUCGGCACUACAGCCUGGCCAGCCCUGGCCCAGCUUGCCAGCAAUACACCCCUGCUGGCUGUGGCCACGCUGGCCCUGAGCCCCCUGCUGCUGGUGACCAUCCUGCGGAGCCAGCGGCUGCGGCAGGACCCCCACUACCUGCUGCUGGCCAACAUCCUGCUCUCGGACCUGGCCUAUCUUCUCUUCCACAUGCUCAUCUCCUACAGCAGCCUGGGCGGCUGGGAGCUGGGCCGCAUCGCCUGCGGCAUUGUCACAGAUGCUGUCUUCGCCGCCUACACCAGCACCAUCCUGUCCCUCACGGCCACCGUACUGCACACCUACCUGGCAGUUGCUCAUCCUCUGCGCUACCUCUCCUUCGUGUCCCGGGGGGCUGUCCGAAAGGCAGUGGCCCUCAUCUGGCUGGCGGCCUUUUUCUUUCCCACGUUUCUCCUUUGGUUCAGCAAGCGGCAGGAUGCCCAGCAGGAGGAGCGUGGGGCCUCGUGCAUCCUGCCGCUGAGCCUGGGCACCCAGGGCCGUGCCCCCCUCGUCACAGUCACCCACAUUUCCAUCCUGUGCCUUCUCUUCCUCUGCACGGCUCUCAUUGCCUACUGCUUCCGGAGGAUCUACACAGAGGCCAGGACAUCAGACAUCUGCAUGAAGGGCUAUUCCUGGGCCAGGGGCACCCUGCUUAUGCAUUCAGUGCUGAUCACACUGUACAUGAGCGCAGGGGUGAUGCUCUCCCUGGACGUCAUGCUGACCAAGUACCGCCACAUUGGUGCCAGGACUCACACUUGGCUCCUGGCAGCCAACAGCGAGGUGCUUAUGCUGCUUCCCCGAGCCAUGCUCCCGUACCUGUACCUGCUCCGCUACCGGAAGCUGCUGGGGGUGUUCAGGGGCCUCUUCUCAUCCAGGAGGCACAAGGCAAUCUUUACCACAUCCCAGAGCUGCCAAGUGCACAAUUUGGCAGGCUGA
Lemur catta (Ring-tailed lemur) is the source of this 978-nucleotide messenger RNA. It is a transcript of the gene GPR148, whose product is annotated as G protein-coupled receptor 148. Lineage: Eukaryota; Metazoa; Chordata; Mammalia; Primates; Lemuridae. Gene Ontology annotation, molecular function: G protein-coupled receptor activity. Gene Ontology annotation, cellular component: membrane. Gene Ontology annotation, biological process: G protein-coupled receptor signaling pathway. The coding region runs from base 1 to 978 and encodes 325 amino acids. The transcript is spliced from 2 exons. The record is from RefSeq and is a predicted model, not a curated record.